AUGAUGAGACCAACAACAGCAAUAUCAUUCUUUUUCGUGCUUUCCUUGGUCGUUACCUUCUUCUUGUUUGUCUCCUCCACACAAGCCAUUGAUUAUUCCCAAGUCUUGAAGAAUUAUGUUCAAACUCCAGAGAGUGUCUUUUCAUACUCAUUACUCGCCACUGUUCCAACUCCAGUCGCUACCGUCUAUGUCUUGAAUAUCACCACUUUGAGUUGGUUAACACCUUCAGAAGUUGGAAUUAGAAACACCUAUUUCCAAUAUGCCACUGUGGCUGUUCCUGCCACUUUGGAUCGUACCAAGAAUCAAGCAACCAUCUACAUUACUGGUGGAAACAAUCUUCAAGCUCCUCCUGGACCUGACCCAGUGUUGACUCCAUUCGCUUUUGCCUCUGCCAGUGUUGGUAUUACUUUGUACGACAUUCCAAAUCAACCCAUGACUUAUGCCUCUGAUCCAACUCAAGCAGUGAGAAGUGAAGAUGCGAUUAUUGCAUUUGGUUGGGCACGUUUCUUGAAUGAUACUACUCAAACUUCGUAUGUGACUCAAUUACCAAUGGUUAAGGCGAGUAAGCUUGCAAUGGACGCUGUGGUUGAUUUUGUAAAGAAGACUGUGAAUUAUGAGAUUCAAUAUUUUACUGUGAUUGGAGCUUCCAAGAGAGGAUGGACCACCUUGUUGCUUGCUGGUGUCGAUUCACGUGUCAAGUCCAUUAUUCCAGCAGUCAUUCCAGUCUUUGAAAUUAAGAAAGUAUUCGAAUCGGUUUAUAAUGGUUUGUGUGCUUGGCCUAUGGUCAUGAAGGAUUAUGUGUUGGCCAAUGUGGUUGACUUUUUGUACACUCCUGCUUUUAACAAGUUGGCCAAGAUUAUUGAUCCAGCCAAUUAUCCUCGAUUGGGAUCCAUUCAAAAGUAUCAAAUCUUUGGUUUGGGUGAUGAAUUCUUUGCUCCAAAUUUGAAUGAUGUUGGUUAUGACUCCAUUGAAGGAGAUGACUAUAUUCGAUACAUUCCAAACACUGGCCAUUCCUUGUCCAAUUCCGAUGUUUUCCAAGUCAUCUUGUCCUAUCAAGUCGCUCGUUUGAAGAAUCUCGAAUUACCCAAAUACAAAUUCUCUCAUGAAUUCGUCGAGGAAGGUCUCAUCAUCAAACUCAGGGUCACCAAUGGUAAAUUACCAACCCGUGUCAAUGUAUGGUCAGCCACAAAUCCAAAUGCUCGUGAUUUCAGAACCUAUGUGAUUGGUGCUAAUGUUUGGAAUUCGACUGUCAUUCAAGAAACCAAGCCAUUCCAUUGGCAAGUCUUUAUUCGAAAUCCACCAAAGGGAUAUACUGCUGCCACUGUGGAAUUGGUUUAUGAAAAUUAUGUGACUUCAAGUGUUCCUGGUGUGGCCAUGGCUCCUUUGAAGUUCACUACGAAUGCCUACAUUACACCAGAUACUACUCCUUGUGAAAUUGACCCUGAGAAUCCUCCCACUCAUAACAUGAGUUAA
Messenger RNA from Naegleria fowleri, 1473 nucleotides. RefSeq lists its product as uncharacterized. The coding region runs from base 1 to 1473 and encodes 490 amino acids. Lineage: Eukaryota; Heterolobosea; Eutetramitea; Acrasida; Naegleriidae. The record is from RefSeq and is a predicted model, not a curated record. The transcript is spliced from 3 exons.